GUGUCGUCGUUGCUAUGGCAACACGGCCGUGGCCGACGUUGCGCCUACUCCUUGCCUCCGUCCUGGUGUCCUUGGGAACAACGCAGGACCAUGAGUGGCAUUUCGACACAGCUAGCUGUCGAUAUGCUCUGGGGAUGGAGGACGGGGCGAUUCCAGAUUCGGACAUCUCAGCCUCCAGCGCCUGGUCGGACUCCACCGAGGCAAAACACGGCAGGCUGAGUACAGGAGAGGGGGACGGUGCAUGGUGUCCUUUAGGUUCCGUGUAUCCCAGUGGAUCAGAGUAUCUCCAGGUGAACCUGCACACGCUUCACUUCCUGUCUCUGGUGGGCACGCAGGGCCGACAUGCGGACGGCCUCGGACGGGAGUUUGCACGCAGCUACCGGCUCCGUUACUCCAGAGACGGACGCAGCUGGAUAACCUGGAAGGACCGCUGGGGUCAGGAGGUGAUCUCUGGCAAUCAGAACACAUAUGAUGUGGUUCUGAAGGACCUGGGUCCCCCCAUCAUUGCACGCAUGGUCCGCUUCUACCCUCUGGCUGACCGUGUGAUGAGCGUGUGUCUAAGAGUGGAGCUCUACGGCUGUGUUUGGAGUGAUGGACUGAAGGCCUACACUGCACCCAUGGGUCAUGUGAUGCACCUCUCUGGCUCCCCUGUUAACCUCAAUGACUCUAUCUACGAUGGCAGCAUGGAAGCAGGGGUGUCGUUUGGAGGUCUGGGGCAGCUGUGUGACGGGGUGUUGGGUGGAGAUGAUUUUGUGGAGACUAAGGAGCUGAGGGUCUGGCCAGGCUACGACUACGUUGGCUGGAGUCGGGAAGCACUCGGCAAAGCCACCGUCGACAUCGAGUUCCACUUUGAGAGGCCACGCAUCUUCCACUCCAUGCAGGUUCACAGCAACAACAGGCACAUCCAGGGCGUGCGGGUGUUCUCCGAGGUGGUGUGCGAGUUCAAGCCGAGCUUGCUGAGCCCGUGGACCGAGCCGGCUCUGAGCUUGUCCGUACCCCUCAACGAUUUGCGCGACCCCUCCUCACGCUCGGUCACGCUGCCUCUGGGUGGCCGAAUCGCACACAUCCUGCGCUGCCACUUCACCUUCUCCGACCAAUGGCUGCUCAUCAGCGAGAUCAGCUUUUACUCCGAACCGUUUAACAGUGGUUCACCAUUUCCAACUGCAGCUAUUCCUCCUACCACCUUUACUCCUCGCCCUCGUCUCCUUACCACCCCUGCCUUAUCUCUCUCUCCCGUAACCUCAAAUUCUAGCCGGCGUCAUGUUGGCGAGGAAUUUCCUGCAGGCACACCUAGAGCGGGACUUCCUGUCGCAAAGGAUGACAGUAGCAACACCGCUAUCCUGAUUGGCUGUCUGGUGGGAAUAAUCUUGCUAUUAUUGGCGGUAAUAGUUGGCAUUCUGUGGAGGCAGUACUGGAAGAAGCUACUGGGCAAGGCCCAGAACAGUCUCUCCAGUGAUGAGCUGCGGGUUCACCUCUCGGUUCCCUCAGAUAACGUAGUAAUCAACAACACGAACACACACACCUACUCCAGCCGUUACCAGCGCAUACACACUUUCCCUGACGACAGGGACAGAGAGGGAGAGUACCAGGAACCCAGCACUGUAGUCCGCCCCCGAGAUCAACGUGACAGCACAGCCUUGCUGUUGAACAACCCAGCUUAUCAUCUCCUACUUUCUGACCUGAGACAUGGCUCAAACAGUCUGACAAACUCCUCCAGAGGGCCAGAAAAACCCCAAAACCUGCCCCAGGCAUGCGGCAUAGAUGUAGAGGAUAAAGCCCUGCCAGUUCAGGAAGGACCGCCUCCGUAUCCCGGAGCUCCGCCCCCCAUGCUACCCGGAGCUCAUUACGCCGAAGCCUCGGGACCCAGCGUGCCUCAUUAUGCCGAGGCGGACAUAAUCAGCCUGCAGGGCGUAAGUGGGAACAACACAUACGCCGUUCCUGCCCUGUCGGCCACGCCCACCGAGUCCCUGCACCUUCCUGAACUACCACGGGAGCAGCUGGUCUUUAAAGAGAAACUCGGCGAGGGCCAGUUCGGAGAGGUUCACUUGUGUGAGAUUGAAAACCCUCAAGACCUCCCAAACCUGGAGUUCCCCUUCAACGUGAGGAAAGGACGCCCUCUGUUGGUUGCUGUCAAAAUCCUGCGCCCUGAUGCUUCAAAAAACGCCAGGAAUGACUUCCUAAAGGAGGUAAAGAUCUUGUCCCGUCUGAAAGAUCCGAAUAUUAUCCAGCUGCUGGGGGUGUGUGUAAGCAGCGACCCACUGUGUAUGGUUACUGAAUACAUGGAGAGUGGAGACCUCAACCAGUACCUCUCCCAGCGAGUACUCCUGGAUAAGACCGGCCCAUCGCACAACUCGCCAACCAUCAGCUACCCAGCUCUGAUCUCCAUGGCGAGUCAGAUUGCAUCUGGAAUGAAGUUUCUGGCGUCUCUGAACUUCGUGCACCGAGACUUGGCUACGCGUAACUGUCUGGUGGGAGGAGAGAGAGGGGAGGGAGACGACAGAACAGGAGAGAGACACAUCAAGAUCGCCGACUUUGGCAUGAGCCGAAACCUGUACGCUGGAGAUUAUUACAGGAUCCAGGGGAGAGCAGUGCUGCCCAUUCGCUGGAUGGCCUGGGAGUGUAUCCUCAUGGGCAAGUUCACUACAGCCAGUGAUGUGUGGGCGUUCGGGGUGACCCUGUGGGAGAUGCUUAGUGUAUGUCAGGAGCAGCCUUAUGGUCACAUGACUGACGAACAGGUCAUCGACAAUGCAGGGGAGUUCUUCAGAGAUCAUGGAAGACAGGUCUAUCUGUCUCGGCCGGCAGUGUGCCCACAGGGUCUGUACGAGCUGAUGCUGAGCUGCUGGAACAGAGACUGUAAACUCCGGCCCUCAUUCACACACAUCCACUCCUUCCUCACCGAGGACGCCAUGAACAUGGUGUAGAGCUGAAUCAGCGAGACGAUCCCUACCCUUCCAUCUUUCUUGCUUUACAGAAGAGAGGUGUUUGUGUAGAACACACGAGCUGGUGGAGGUGUAGCUGAAAUGGAAGU
Trichomycterus rosablanca is the source of this 3028-nucleotide messenger RNA. RefSeq names its product discoidin domain receptor tyrosine kinase 1 (gene ddr1). The record is from RefSeq and is a predicted model, not a curated record. Gene Ontology annotation, biological process: cell surface receptor protein tyrosine kinase signaling pathway; positive regulation of phosphatidylinositol 3-kinase/protein kinase B signal transduction; protein phosphorylation. Bases 15 to 2921 code for a protein of 968 amino acids. Gene Ontology annotation, molecular function: protein tyrosine kinase collagen receptor activity; ATP binding; collagen binding. The transcript has 17 exons. Gene Ontology annotation, cellular component: signaling receptor complex; plasma membrane. NCBI's taxonomy places the organism in Eukaryota, Metazoa, Chordata, Actinopteri, Siluriformes, Trichomycteridae.